AUGAAUUGUAUACGGUACGAUCGCUUAGUAAAAGACGGAUUCUUAAAGGGUAACAGAGGUCGUUUCCAGGCUGCAUUGGCCAAAAUGGAAAAAUCGUCUAUCACACGACCGGCCAUAUUGCCUUUUAAAGCGCUCCGGUCACCCGGCUCCUCUCUGCCUCCUUAUCUGCGAAAAACACAAGCUCCAGGUCCACGGUGCAAUCCUAUGCCGCCGAAUUCGCCAGGGUCUACACCCAAGCUCGUGCAACGGCAUAAUGUACGGGCCCCAAAGGAAAGCCUUCAGAGAGACGAUCUUGAUGCUACAAAGGGUGACUAUUUUGAACGAGCAAUUUGCCUAAGGCUGAGAGUGGAUAUUCCUACUGAAAGGUAUGAUCUAAUUCAGAAGAAUGCCAGCAAUAGAAUCAAAAAGCUAGAUCAGAGCCUUGCAGACAUUAUACUCAAUUGCAUCCGAACAGUAUGA
Molecule: messenger RNA, 459 nt
Organism: Protopolystoma xenopodis
Lineage: Eukaryota; Metazoa; Platyhelminthes; Monogenea; Polystomatidea; Polystomatidae
Source: the annotation of a GenBank genome assembly